AUUCUUUCUAUCCAGUAGUGCACGAUCAACGAUACAAAGCAGAUAUCAUUAUAGCCACGUCGAGCGAAGAUUAUAAUUAUAAGAGGACAAUGGAGAUUACUGAAGAAGAAAGUUGUUCAUCGUAUCCACCUUGUGUUCCUACCAAUAAAACAUCAAGGUCUGAUGAAUGGAUAUGGCAUUACUUUACAAUAUAUAACGGUGAAUUUAUCAAAUGCGAUAUUUGUUUUGAUGUAUUCAACCCCGAUAUAAAACACAGUUUAAAGAUACAUAUGAGAUCACAACAUUUAGCAAUUUAUAAUAACUCAGAAACAAAAUGGACACAUUCUAAAAUAGAUCACAAAUAUAAAUGUAAUUAUUGUGAUAAUACUUAUGAACCAAUAUAUAGAACUGAUUAUUUGAUAAACCACAUAAUAAAUAGUCAUAAACUUAAUAAAGAAAUAGCAAAUAAACUCCAAACCUGGGUGAUUGAUCAAUUCAUUAUUCCGAAAUGCGAAAUUUGCAAACAAUUUAGUAAAUACCAUGCCUUUAUAUUUAUGAUACAUUUAAAGGAAGUUCAUGAUGUCAUUGUACCUCAAGAAUUCAUACCACAGAGAUUAUCAAUUAGAUUAAAAAAUCUUUUUGAUCCUUGUAAAAAUGUUGAAAACAUUCCAACAUCAACCAGCAAUAAUCAUCAGCAGCCAUCUAUAAUUAGAACUUACUUUAAGGAUUAUGAUCCGACUUUUCAUUCUUCCGAUACAUUUGACAAUGAAACAUCAAGGUCUCGUGACUCGUGGUCAUGGCAUUACUUUACAACAUAUAACGGCGAAUUUAUCAAAUGCGAUAUUUGUUUUGAUGUAUUCAACCACGAUAUAACACAGGGUUUAAAGAUACAUAUGAGAUCACAACAUUCUGCAAUUUAUAAUAACUCAGAAACAAAAUGGACACAUUCUAAAAUAGAUCACAAAUUUAAAUGUAAUUAUUGUGAUAAUACAUAUGAACCAGCAUAUAGAACUGAUAAUAUGAUAAAACACAUAAAAAAUAGUCAUAAACUUAAUAAAGAAAUAGCAAAUAAACUCCAAACCUGGGUGAUUGAUCAAUUCAUUAUUCCGAAAUGCGAAAUUUGCAAACAAUUUAAUAAAUACCAUGCCUUUAUAUUUAUGAUACAUUUAAAGGAAGUUCAUGAUGUCAUUGUACCUCAAGAAUUCAUACCACAGAGAUUAUCAAUUAGAUUAAAAAAUCUUUUUGAUCCUUGUAAAAAUGUUGAAAACAUUCCAACAUCAACCAGCAAUAAUCAUCAGCAGCCAUCUAUAAUUAGAACUUACUUUAAGGAUUAUGAUCCGACUUUUCAUUCUUCCGAUACAUUCGAAACAUCAAGGUCUGAUGAAUGGAUAUGGCAUUACUUUACAAUAUAUAACGGUGAAUUUAUCAAAUGCGAUAUUUGUUUUAAUGUAUUCAACCCCGAUAUAAAACGCAGUUUAAAGAUACAUAUGAAAUCAAAACAUUUAGCAAUUUAUAAUAACUCAGAAACAAAAUGGACACAUUCUGAAAUAGAUCACAAAUAUAAAUGUAAUUAUUGUGAUAAUACUUAUGAACCAAUAUAUAGAACUGAUAGAAUGAUAAACCACAUAAUAAAUAGUCAUAAACUUAAUAAAGAAAUAGCAAAUAAACUCCAAACCUGGGUGAUUGAUCAAUUCAUUAUUCCGAAAUGCGAAAUUUGCAAACAAUUUAGUAAAUACCAUGCCUUUAUAUUUAUGAUACAUUUAAAGGAAGUUCAUGAUGUCAUUGUACCUCAAGAAUUCAUACCACAGAGAUUAUCAAUUAAAUUAAAAAAUCUUUUUGAUCCUUGUAAAAAUGUUGAAAACAUUCCAACAUCAACCAGCAAUAAUCAUCAGCAGCCAUUUAUAAUUAGAACUUACUUUAAGGAUUAUGAUCCGACUUUUCAUUCUUCCGAUACAUUUGAAACAUCAAGGUCUCGUGACUCGUGGUCAUGGCAUUACUUUACAAUAUAUAACGGCGAAUUUAUCAAAUGCGCUAUUUGUUUUGAUGUAUUCAACCACGAUAUAACACAGGGUUUAAAGAUACAUAUGAGAUCACAACAUUCUGCAAUUUAUAAUAACUCAGAAACAAAAUGGACACAUUCUAAAAUAGAUCACAAAUUAAAAUGUAAUUAUUGUGAUAAUACUUAUGAACCAGCAUAUAGAACUGAUAAUAUGAUAAAACACAUAAAAAAUAAUCAUAAACUUAAUAAAGAAAUAGCAAAUAAACUCCAAACCUGGGUGAUUGAUCAAUUCAUUAUUCCGAAAUGCGAAAUUUGCAAACAAUUUAGUAAAUACCAUGCCUUUAUAUUUAUGAUACAUUUAAAGGAAGUUCAUGAUGUCAUUGUACCUCAAGAAUUCAUACCACAGAGAUUAUCAUUUAGAUUAAAAAAUCUUUUUGAUCCUUGUAAAAAUGUUGAAAACAUUCCAACAUCAACCAGCAAUAAUCAUCAGCAGCCAUCUAUACUUAGAACUUACUUUAAGGAUUAUGAUCCGACUUUUCAUUCUUCCGAUACAUUUGAAACAUCAAGGUCUGAUGAAUGGAUAUGGCAUUACUUUACAAUAUAUAACGGUGAAUUUAUCAAAUGCGAUAUUUGUUUUGAUGUAUUCAACCCCGAUAUAAAACACAGUUUAAAGAUACAUAUGAGAUCACAACAUUUAGCAAUUUAUAAUAACUCAGAAACAAAAUGGACACAUUCUAAAAUAGAUCACAAAUAUAAAUGUAAUUAUUGUGAUAAUACUUAUGAACCAAUAUAUAGAACUGAUUAUUUGAUAAACCACAUAAUAAAUAGUCAUAAACUUAAUAAAGAAAUAGCAAAUAAACUCCAAACCUGGGUGAUUGAUCAAUUCAUUAUUCCGAAAUGCGAAAUUUGCAAACAAUUUAGUAAAUACCAUGCCUUUAUAUUUAUGAUACAUUUAAAGGAAGUUCAUGAUGUCAUUGUACCUCAAGAAUUCAUACCACAGAGAUUAUCAAUUAGAUUAAAAAAUCUUUUUGAUCCUUGUAAAAAUGUUGAAAACAUUCCAACAUCAACCAGCAAUAAUCAUCAGCAGCCAUCUAUAAUUAGAACUUACUUUAAGGAUUAUGAUCCGACUUUUCAUUCUUCCGAUACAUUUGAAUUAUCACAUACUUCAAGCAAUCUUUUAAGUUCUGGUAACGAUACUGCAACAUCAAGCAGUUUUUAUCAGUCAAUUGUCAGUACUGACCUUACUGAUUUUGAGGAAUGUGUCGAUAUGUGUGAUACAGAAGUGGAAAGUUUUUGGAGUGUGAUAAAGAAGAAAGUUAUUCAAUUAUCCCGGUCGUAACUCUAUUAUCAAAUACUUCAAGCAAUCUUUUAAGUUCUGGUAACGAUACUGCAACAUCAAGCAGUUUUUAUCAGUCAAUUGUCAGUACUGACCUUACUGAUUUUGAGGAAUGUGUCGAUAUGUGUGAUACAGAAGUGGAAAAGUUUUUGGAGUGUGAUAAAGAAGAAAGU
This is a messenger RNA of Nylanderia fulva, 3487 nucleotides long. NCBI's taxonomy places the organism in Eukaryota, Metazoa, Arthropoda, Insecta, Hymenoptera, Formicidae. The record is from RefSeq and is a predicted model, not a curated record.